AUGCCUAGACUACUGGGCUUUGGACCAAGCUGGAAACAAGAUGAAGUCGAAGGCACAACAUCCAGCCCCAGCGAUGCAAGCCAUGUACCUGCGGCUUCCGGCACUUCUCUGCUUCCCAGACCGGUGGCCUCCUUUGUGUCAUUGAUAACCCAGUCCACCUCCCUGUCUCUCCGCCUGGGAACUUACUUUGGCGGGGUCGCUCUCGAUGGGGCACGGGUUACAACACUGACUGGGCUAGAACUCAGUCGAGCUGUAAUCGAAGGGGUUUUGACUAGGGCAGGGAGAGAUGUUGCUUUUCGGAGUAAUGGGAAUCAUGGGAAGGCUGAAGCAGAGUCUAUCCUCGAGAGGAGUCUCGCUGCACUACAUACUACGGUAACUUCUGCAUCAUUCUUUGCAGCUGCAACAUUCCAUCUUUCCUCUACGACCCUCACAUCCGCCUCGAAUAUGUCCCAAGCCCUCCUAUCGACGCUAGACGCGAUUCUUGGUUCCACCGAGUCCUCAAGAGCGAUUGCCGCAAUCAUAACCCUUAUCCGGCAGGAGUUCAGCGACCCGAGUGCUCAAGUUGGUUCUGAGAAAGUUGGAGUUGGCGAUCUCCUUGUUGGAACCGUCGGGUUUGCGAUGCUCCAACGGUGGGGUAGGAAGAACACAGAGAGACAUAUACGCAUCAAUGGCGGGCUGGAGACUAUAUGGGAUGUUGUCAUUUUGGACAAUGGAAUUCGAGCAGAUGUCGUUGAGACGCACCAGAUCCAGCCUGCGAGCAACCCCCGGGAAAACAUGCCGAACAGGUCACGCCGAUCAUCAUUUAUGUCUCCUGGAAGUAACGAAGACGGUUUUGAUGUGAUUCAGCGUCCAUCGAGCAUAACAGGUACUGAGAAAUCACCUUCCAUCAUCCUGCCAACUGAUCAGAACCAAAUGUCCGAGGAAGACAUCCGUCUGUACAUUAUGAAACAGCUCCCUCGAGGUUGCCGUGCCUCGAUCAAGACCGACUCAGUAACGGCCCGUACAAUAACCGUCAAUGUCUAUGAUGAUGAAAGCGGAGAAAUCACAGCUCCACCGGGCACUAUGGUUGUCGAAGAACGCUUCAACGACGACUCGCAUGAUGGGCGCAUGGCCUCAACUAGUCAGCAAACUCCAAAGCAUACUAUUGUUUUCCGGACAGCGUUCAACAAGUCCCAAAGUACUGACGUGAGGCCUCCUUCAAGGCACUUUGUCGGUACGAGUGAAGGUGUCGAUAAGCAUGGUAAUGAUGGUUCUCGACCUAUUACUGAGCUAGACGACUCUGCUGUGUUUGAUUCGGAACCGGAAAGCACAUUUAAUGACACAAAUCGAGAAGCAAAACGCCGGAAACAGAAUUUUGAGCCAGGUCACUCAUCAUCCAAUACUCGCAUUUCAAGCCCCCCUCCGAUCUCCUCGAGGGAAGCGCCGCAGUCUUCCAGGCGAAUCAGUGGAGAUUCAAAGGCGAUGUUUGGCAAGGGCUCACUAGCAAAGAUUGCGCAGAAGGUCAGACCGGCCAUCGGCGAAAGAAGCGACCAGUCAAAAAGGUCAUCAUCUUUGCGACUACCCUUAUCCAACGCCCAGCUUACAUCCGGAAACCUGACCCAGCGUAACAAGGCUCACAAGGGAGCGGCUGUGGAUAAAAAGUCACCCCAACAAGCUCAGACGGGAAAAUCUAUCUUGUCCACCAAAACAAAAACUUCAGCAUUUGCUGCGAAUAGAAGCGCUCCAAGGACUUCUUUGCAAGACACAAGGGCACGACCUAUCCAAAGCGUUGAGACAACUGGUCGCCGAGGAUUGGCUUCGAGGGCGGAAUACUACGAGGUGCAUGAAAAGAAUCAAGAAUCAUUAUUGGUACAGACUGAUGCUUUUACUGUCUCGCGGGACUCGCGGCCCUCUUCACCAACAGCGACGAGGACUCAUGUCCGCAGUAGUAGUUCAAUGUCGCUUACGCGGUCUAAAGCAGAUACUACAGUGGCUAUACAUACUGAUAACAGACCAAACUCUUCAGCCAACCGCAGGUCCAAGUCAUAUUCAUCUAGUAUAUACUCAGUUGCAACAGCCGGAUCUGAAACAUCACUGGUCCUUGCUCAUCGUGCUCGGAAAAGCGCAUAUGACGAUGCCUCAACUAUUCAGGCGCUCAAUCGAGAUGGUCUUGUUCCAGGCAUUUUUCCUCAACGACACUUUGUGCGAAACAUCAGACGUUUCUGUCGAUUCUCCUCUGCAACAUAUGGGUCCAACGCUCUCCAGGUCAUGGGUGUUCCGCGAGCCCCAAAGGGUUCUGCCAAAGAGAAGAUUCAGAGUCAAGAGCAUAGCGAUUUCUCUGAUCACAUAGGGCUGCCGGCCUCUGCCAUUCUUCUCUCGUCCUUCGCGGACCCUGCGGGUGGGUCUAACGCCGCAGGCGAAACACAGAGUGGCUUUCCUCUUGUUCAUUACCUGUUCCUUGACCACGAGUCUAAAGCCGUCGUGUUAGCGCUGAGAGGGACAUGGGGCUUUGAAGAUGUUCUCACGGAUAUGACUUGCGCGUAUGAUGAUUUGGAGUGGCAGGGCAGAACCUGGAAAGUACACAAGGGUAUGCAUGCCUCGGCGAAACAUCUCCUGAUGGGAGGGGGCAGGCGGGUCAUGAUUACUAUCAGAGCUGCCUUGGAGGAAUUUCCAGACUACGGUGUGGUAUUAUGUGGUCAUUCACUCGGGGGUGGAGUAGCGGCGCUUCUUGCUACGAUGAUAUCCGAGCCUACCCACGGAACAUCCCUGGUGUCCUUCACGACUGCUUCACACUCUGACGGGCAGGCUGUCUCUAAUGGUACCGAAACUGCUGAUGACAACCAUUCUGCUUAUUAUCUACCCCCCGGUCGCCCGAUCCAUGUCUAUGCAUAUGGUCCUCCCGCAACUAUGUCACCAUUCCUCCGUCGGGCCACACGUGGGCUAGUAACCACUAUCGUGAACGGCCAAGAUGUGGUACCCUGUCUCUCGUUAGGUAUUUUGCAUGACAUGCAUACGACCUCUUUGGCCUUCAAGAGCGAUGUUUCUCAGGCCAGGUCUCAUGUUCGCUCUCGAGUCUGGGAGAAUAUACGACAGAGCAUAGUAAACAAGUUCUAUGUCCAAGAGACCCCUCUGCUCCUGAAUGCUGGUGACGGCCUAGGUGAGGAUGCCUGGGCCUGGAGCACUCUGAAAUCUCUACGAGACGCAAUGUGUGCGCCGAAAUUAGUGCCUCCCGGAGAGGUCUUCGUGGUCGAGACGAUGCGCGUUCUUCAACGGAGCGCGUUCACCUCUGACGUAGGGGAAGAUGGCCCACGACUGGGAAGGCCUGCAACAAGAGUGCAACUGAAGUUCAUCCGAGAUGUUGAGACCCGAUUCGGAGAAUUGCGGUUCGGCUCUGGAAUGUUUAGUGACCACAACCCGGCGAGAUACGAAGCCAGCCUUGUCGCCCUCACGCGCGGUAUAUUGGAUGAUUAA
Molecule: messenger RNA, 3450 nt
Organism: Aspergillus calidoustus
Lineage: Eukaryota; Fungi; Ascomycota; Eurotiomycetes; Eurotiales; Aspergillaceae
Source: the annotation of a GenBank genome assembly